AUGGCCGUCGUGGAUGCAAUCGCCUGCGGACACGUAGCAGACCGGCCGGACCUAGUUCUACCCAAACAAACGCGUAUGCUCACUCCGACCGAACUAACCACGCGGUUGUCUUUUAGGGCUGUCGCCAGGGCUAAACACGUAAUUCUUGGGUCGACAACCGGGUCAUACUUGGCCCGGGGACUUAGCCUGCCUAUAGCUGUAGGUGGUCUUUCUACCUUUUCUCAGUCUGCAGCCUCCCGGGCGUCUAUCGGGCCAGUCUCUUGGCUCCAGUCAGAGCCCUUGCGUCUAGUUUUCACCGAGACCCUAGGACCACUAUCGUCAGACACACCUUCCUAA
Messenger RNA from Protopolystoma xenopodis, 336 nucleotides. The record is from the annotation of a GenBank genome assembly. Lineage: Eukaryota; Metazoa; Platyhelminthes; Monogenea; Polystomatidea; Polystomatidae.